This is a messenger RNA of Scheffersomyces stipitis CBS 6054, 690 nucleotides long. RefSeq names its product putative panthothenate kinase/uridine kinase-related protein (gene YFH7.2). The transcript has a single exon. Gene Ontology annotation, cellular component: cytoplasm. NCBI's taxonomy places the organism in Eukaryota, Fungi, Ascomycota, Pichiomycetes, Serinales, Debaryomycetaceae. The coding region runs from base 1 to 690 and encodes 229 amino acids. The record is from RefSeq and is a predicted model, not a curated record.
AUGACAUUUGUAGAAAUUAAAGACUAUGAAAUUGCUACGUUGGUAGAAAGGGUAAUUAAAUUACAAGAGUCCCGUAGUGCGAACGAGCGAGCAAUUAUCACUAUUGCUGGUGUACCUGGUUCAGGCAAAUCAACAAUUAGCCAAAAGGUUUGUUCUGAAGUCAACAAGCGAAUCGGAAGAAAAACUGUCGCUGUUCUUGGACAGGAUGGUUUUCAUUACUACCGCUCCCAGUUGAAAAUAAUGGAAGAUCCCGAGGAGGCAUUUGACAGAAGAGGUGCUCCUUUUACUUUCAAUAGUGAGUUAUUACUUAAACUAACUAAUGAAAUUAAAAGGAAUACUUAUGAAGUAAUUUAUGCUCCAAGUUUUGAUCAUAAAGAUAAGGAUCCAAUUGAGAACUCGAUAGAGAUAACUCCAGAAAUAAGAGUUAUCCUCUUAGAAGGGAACUAUGUUCAUUUGAACGAGGGCAACUGGAGGGAAAUUUGUUCCUUGUCCGAUGAAAGAUGGUUGGUUGCAGUUGACUUGGAUGUUAUUGUUGAUCGGUUGAUUAAAAGACAUCUUGAAGCUGGCAUUUGUAGCUCGAUAGUUGAUUCUAAACGAAGAGUUGAAAACAAUGAUUUGAAGAAUGCCCAAUAUGUGGUUAGUCACUCCAUUACUCCUGAUAUAGUUAUUAGAACUAGUGUAAAUUUAUAG